This is a messenger RNA of Biomphalaria glabrata, 4154 nucleotides long. Its product is annotated as glutamate receptor 3-like. The transcript is spliced from 12 exons. Bases 353 to 1873 code for a protein of 506 amino acids. The record is from RefSeq and is a predicted model, not a curated record. Gene Ontology annotation, biological process: monoatomic ion transport. NCBI's taxonomy places the organism in Eukaryota, Metazoa, Mollusca, Gastropoda, Planorbidae. Gene Ontology annotation, molecular function: glutamate-gated receptor activity. Gene Ontology annotation, cellular component: membrane.
UGGCUCCCCCCUCCCCACACCCCCACGCUCCACCCAAGAUUUUACCUGAACACAAGAGUUGCCAAAUCCGCCACAUUUUCCUGUUCGUCUUUUUCAUUUCGGUUGCUAGAGAGUUUGUGCAUCGUCUGCACAAAUCAAAUUUUCUAUUUUGGAAAACUAUUACAUUAUUUUUUUUUCGCAGUUUAUCUUUUAAAAAUUAAUAGUGUAAUAGAUGAACAAAAAUAAACAGGAAACAGCAGUAGAAAACUAACAGCUGUUCGACUAUUGUUAGAGAAUUUUCAAUCAAAUUAUUUUUCUUCAGGAAAAGUAGACUGAUUCAACCAUCCAUCUUCUGACCAGCUAGUCCAGUGACAUGGCGACCACCCUAGCCCCAGCAGCCAACCACCUGGUCAUCAGUGUGGUUGACCAGGAACCUUUCAUCACAAGAGAGCCAAGACCCAGUGGUGACUAUUACAGUGGCUACUUGGUAGAUCUAAUAAAUGAGAUCAGCCGAAGGGCCAACUUCACCUACACAUUUAAACAAGCCGAUGAGCAUGGGCGAUAUCUGUCCACUGGAUGGACGGGGAUCAUCGGUGAUGUCGUUAAGGGGGAAGCUCAGAUCGGUGGUGGGGCCCUGACCGUGACCACCAAGCGUGAGGAGGCUGUAGACUUUACUAAACCUUACCUCUCCAACAGUGUGAACCUGCUGGUUCAAAAACCAACAUGGGAAGACCUUGGCCUUGGCUACCUGGUUCGACCAUUCUCAGCAGAUUAUUGGAUUAUGCUUCUGGUGGUCUUGUUGCUCAUCGGCAUUGUCUUCUUUGUCAUUGGUAAGUUUAGUCCUUACGAAUGGGGCAAUGUGGCGGCAGACCGAGAUCCCAGAGGCGCCAAGAACAGCUUCACACUAAGAAACAGUUACCUGUUCGCUCUUAGCACGAUUACCUGGCAAGGUUUCAGAGAGGCACCCCACUCCCUGUCAGGACGUAUCAUGGCUGCCUUCUGGUGGAUGUUUAUUCUGUUCAGCCUAAUCGCCUACACCGCCAACCUGACGGCGUACUUCCUGGCUAGGCCUGAACAAAUCCCCAAGAUGCCGUUUAAAACUUAUGAGGACCUCCUUGCAGACACCAACAUACGUGUUGGUGUGUUACUGUCUGGAUCUACAGAGAGUCUGUUGAGAAACAGCCGCUCUGAGACUCUGAGAUCUAUCUACAGCAAGAUCAACGCACAGAACACAUUUGUUGGCAGCUACAGUGAGGGUGCUAAACGGGUCAAGACUUCCAAUGGUAACUUCGUAAUGUUUAUGGAAACAGACAGCGCCGAGUAUUACGCCAGGAAGAACUGCAACCUGAUGAUCUACGGAGAUACCAUCUUCCCAUCCAAUUUGGCCUUUGCUGUCAGGAAAGGUUCCGUCUGGAAGGGUAUUUUCAAUACUAUCAUCGAGGACCUCAAGGACAAUGGCUACCUGGAACAACUCAAGGACAAAUACUGGCACUUUUCUGGCGACUGCACCAACAUUGAUGGACGCAAGUAUGUUGAGACAGGUGGACACCUCAGCUCUCUGCCCAUCUAUCCGAUUACUCUGAAGGACAUGGCUGUGGCUAUCCUGCUGCUCUUCCUUGGUUUCAUUGCUGCAAUGAUCUUCCUGGUCAUCGAGAUAGUCCACUAUGCGGUCACCAAGAAGGGCAAGAAGAUUGAAAGGCCAAAGAUUCUGAAGAACCCACCCAAGAUCUUCAGACCCAAGACCAAGGCGGCCAAAGCUGGACCCACCGACGUAGAGCUUGGAGAAGAAGCAGGGCCCUCUUCUGACGGCCUUGAGAGCGUCCCCUUGGAGGAUGCUGAGGACCCCGGAGCCGGAAGUGGAGAUGAGCUUCGUGGUGACGAGGCCAAGGCUUAAGUCAGAAAUAGAAUAAAAAUUGAAAUAGGUCAUCUAAGAAUUUUUUUUCUUCUUUUUACAUUUUAGCUAGUUUGAUAGAAACAAUUAAUACACGACAUGGUCAUCUCUAUUGUGUGUGAGAGUUCAGAUGGACAUACCUCUACCAUAACCAAACAAGAGCUUCUGAAAUAAAAAAAUAAAAUACAAAUAUUAAACCAACUAAUUCUACACUUAGGUACAAUAUCAAAAAGAAGAGAAAAAAAAAUUGAUUUCAAGGCAGGAAUGGGAAACAUGAACAGAACUAUAUUUUUUAUUUGUUUCAAUAUGGACACACUUUUAACAAAGAUCUAUUUUAUAACGUUACUUUUAACGAUGGACUGCACAUGAAACUAUAAUGGUCAUAUUUAUAGUCAGAAAAACAUUUUUGUUUUGUAAACGUGUUCUAAUUUUUUAUUUGUCGUUGCACUUUUUAAUUUAGUGUGUCAUGUGAUUAUUAUCAACUUUUGUUUUGAUUGGGUAACUUUGUAUCAGUUGUUUUGAUUGGACAGAACUGAACCGAGUGCCAGUUUGAAAAGAAAUAUUUAUUAUUAUCGUUCUAGCGUAUUAAAUUACAUAAAUACAUCAAACAAGUAAUUUUUGUUUCUACUUUAUUUAGGUAGCAAAUCCCAAAAACAUUUUUGGUUUGUUUUUAUUUUGUUUAUGCAUUACCACGAUAUUUUUGAACUCAUGUUUUGUUUCGCACUCUUCUGAUAUUAUUAUUAUAAUUAUUAUUUUUCUAUUUCUAGUUUUUUAAUUUAAAUUACACUUUUUAUGUUCCUCAUUUUCAUUCCAUUGUACUUUCAGUUCACUGUAUUUUUUUAAAAUAUUUUUAUUCAACAACUACAUCAUUUUAUAUUGCAUCAAUUUAUCAUUCAAUACUCGCUUUGUGAACUUCAUUAAAAAAAUAAUAUGUAGCAUAAUAUUAAGAUAAUUACAGUAUUCUUUAUUUAACACGAAAUCUAUUUAUUACACUAUAUGAAUUAUAGCUUGACCUUGUAAUUACAUUACUGUAAUAUUUUUUUUUUGUGAUUUCUUAAACGUGUUUAGCAAGCAGGCUAAACACUGUCUGUUCUUCGAUUUUACUAAUUCAUUUACUUGCUAAUAUUUCACCUUUUUUUUUUCAUUAACUGAACAGGAUCGUAGAAUUUAGAUAGUAGGUUUUAACCCAUCACCUGCUGACCCCUUUUUUGCACAGAGUGAGCGCACCUUCAAAGGUCUUGAUUAUUUUAGGUGACAUAGUUGAAUGUUAAACAUUUUUAAUUUUUAGGAUGUUUUAUUUCUUGUAGACUUUUUUUUUAAUCAUCUGAGCAUAUUAGUGUAUAAACAUGUCAAUGUAUUUGCAAUAAUUGUUCGAUAACUAACGAGAACUAAAUGCCUGUAUCGGUAACGUAUGCAAGCUUAGUGUUCGUUACUGGCAAAGAGAAGUCAAAUUAGUUUUAAGUGUUCAGAAUGUGUAUUACUUUUUGUCAAUGAAUUCAAUUAGUUUAGAUACAAGAUCAUUAUCUUUUAUAAGUAAAAUAAUUGAUUACUAUUGGACGUGUUUUGAUUUAUUUACAUUUAAUUUAUAGACAUAUUUGAAUAAACGUAGUGAAUAUAAUAUUGCAUUUAAUGAACUCACAAUGAGCAUCUCGUCUCCAAAAUUUGAACAUUGAACAAUGCAGAAAAAUGAAUUGGUAGUUACAUGUGAUGUCAUUCUUUUAAAUCGAAGCUAAUCAUAUAUAUGAUACAUAAGUAUUGCAUUAUCAAUAUACUUCUUUGAAUUCUGUUGUUCCUAUUUGGCUAUAGUUAUUCCGCAAUGUAAAUCACAGUAGCGUAUAAAGUAGCUGCUCAUUUCGAAGGCAUACAAAAGUACAUAUUUUGAAUUAAUGGAGUUUGCUAGUUUUAUUGUAAACCACCCACAACAUGAACAUAGUUAUCCAUCGUCUCUAUUCUAAUUCAAUGUAACUUGUUCAAUAUGGAACUCACAAAUGAAGGGGAAGUUUUGAAAGUCAGGUUACAAAUAUUUUUUUGUAUAAUGACAAUAAAGACUGUAUGGAGACUAGGUAAUAGCUCUCAGGUUUUCCACCGUGGCUUCUGUUACCAAACUUGAGCUCACUGAAUCAUCAAAGUCAUUGUGUGCUUAGCUUCUUUUUAUUUUUAUUUCAGCCUUAGAUACCUGAUUAUAAUUCUAACGUCUACACUACUGCAGUAUCUAUCUAUAUUUUAUGCAUACUCUAUGGUGCCUUGAAGGCCUGAAAUAAAGGCAAUAUUUGGUUUAUCUCCA